Messenger RNA from Larimichthys crocea (large yellow croaker), 5062 nucleotides. It is a transcript of the gene larp1b, whose product is annotated as La ribonucleoprotein 1B. Gene Ontology annotation, biological process: positive regulation of translation; mRNA stabilization. Bases 449 to 3769 code for a protein of 1106 amino acids. The record is from RefSeq and is a predicted model, not a curated record. The transcript has 20 exons. NCBI's taxonomy places the organism in Eukaryota, Metazoa, Chordata, Actinopteri, Sciaenidae. Gene Ontology annotation, molecular function: RNA cap binding. Gene Ontology annotation, cellular component: cytosol; cytoplasmic stress granule.
UGUUUACAGGCUCGCAGCAGCUGGCUGCACGAGCUCCUCUGUGGUCGCGUGGAGCUGAGCUCGAGACACACCGAGCGGAGGUCGCCGUGGCAGAACCGUGAAAAAAAGUUACGGAAACUCGAGCUGAGCGCGCGGCGUGUACAUGGUGACCGACUACAGACCCGCAGGUAACUCCGUGUCGGUGUGAGAGAGUCGCCCAGCGCGGGAAACGGACACAUUUGUGAGCUCGCGACUCGCUGACUGCUGCAUGGUUAGCGCUAGCUGCUAGCUGUUAGCCUGCUGAAGCUACUUGGCUAGCUGGCUCGCGGAGGUCCAGCCCAGAAGUUGUUUACCUCGAGCUGUGGACCUGCUCCCCCCCCGAGCUCCGACACUUUUCUCCGGGAGAAGACAGCGAGGACCAAAGAAUCACACUGGAUUUAACCGCGUGCGCUGUUAGGAAACUAGCAGGAUGUCCGCGGAGGUCGAGAGCAGUCAGGUGGACUCGGGUUUGACAGCGGCCAGCUCCAGCGGAGCUCCGGAGGACACGAAGAGCCAGGACCGGACGGCAGACCUGCGGGCAGAGCACGACAGAGCCCCGGGAGACGGUGUCCACGGCUCCGAGGCAGCCAGGAGCCCCACGGACACGCACAGAAACUGCAAAGAGAACGACAAGGAGAACGACCAAAGCGGCACCGCGGACUCGGCUGUCGAGGCGGUGAAGAGGAAAGUUGUCGAGGCUCCUCCGCCCAAAGUCAACCCGUGGACGAAGAGGACAACGGGCAGGGUGCCGAGCAGCAACAUCAACUCCAGCAACUCGCAGGAGAAAGAUCAACAGAACGCUCUGAAAGUGGUCCGUGCCAGCAAGCCCAGACCGAGGAAAUCCAGCAAGUCAAGUGACUUCAGUGACAUCACAAACUGGCCCACACCCGGUGAACUGGCCAAAGAGCAACAACAAAAUGUCCUCAACAACAACGGGAAGAAGCCUUCUUCUUCGCGCAGAGAGAAGGAGAAGAGGAGGGAGCGGCCGGACAGAAAAUCAGAGAGCAGCCUCGACGGCGGGGAGAGCAAAGAGAACCAGGAGGCUCAGCUGGACCCGCUGGGAGAUCUGCCCAAAGACGGAGAGUCGAAGGCGGGACAGGACGCCAAGAGCGCCGCUCUGAACAAGCGAGGAGGUGAGGGUAACAAACGUAAGUGGGUUUCUCUGCCGCUGGAGGAAGCGUCCCGAGAUGACGACGGUGGCGGCGACAAGAUGCCCGGCGGGGGCCCGGACACAGAGCCAACCAGCGACUCGCCUGACCCCACGUCGCCCAAUCACACACUCCAUAAUAACAGGGCGCAUGAUAGCGGCAGGAGUUGGAGAAGAGAACAGCGGGACUUUGGGGACGACACCGGCAGCGUUAGAAGUGACGGCGGGAGCAUUCGUGGAGGAAUACGAGGCCGAGGGAAAGGUCGCGGGCGCGGGAGAGGUCGUGGGCGAGGCCGUUACGAAUACUCUCAGAGCUUCCGGGACUCUCAGUCGUCUGACGGUUCUGCUCAGGUUCCCUCGGAGUUUGGCACCAACAUGGUUUACUACUACGAUGACGGCAGCAAAGUCCAGAUGUACACGGUGGAUGAAAAGCUCCUUAAAGAAUACAUCAAACGACAAAUCGAGUACUAUUUCAGCCUCCACAACCUGGAGCGAGACUUCUUCCUGAGGAGGAAGAUGGACACGCAGGGCUUCCUCCCCAUCUCCCUCAUCGCCAGCUUCCACAGAGUGCAGGCCCUCACCAUGGACAUCAACCUCAUCAUGGAGGCUCUGAAGAGCAGCAAAGAGGUGGAGCUGGUGGACGACAAGGUUCGCUGUAAAGUCGACCCGGAGCGCUGGCCCAUCCCCGCCCCGACCAUCGUGGGCUCGCCUCGGACCGACUUCUCCCAGCUCAUCAACUGUCCCGAGUUUGUUCCUCGACAGACGCUCAACUCCGCUUCAUCGCCUGUGAAGACGACUCCUCCUGAGUCCGCUGAGCCUCAGGAGGACUCUGCUGAACCGAGCUCGUCCAGCCAGGAGUCGCUCCCGGCCACAGAUGCCCCCGCCCCACAGCCCGACCCCGACGCCUGGAUCCAGGUGGAGAAACGCCACCGACAGCCCCCUGGAAAGCCAAAGCAUGUCAGUGAUGAUGUGUGUGUUGUCGGCUCUUCUCCUCCCUCAGCACUCCAACCCGACCACCUCCCCUCUGCAGAGCGCAGCGAGGCACCUCCACGCAGCCACCAGGCUCCUCAGCAGAACGAGCCCGACCAGGAGGAGCUGGACUUCAUGUUCGAUGAAGAGAUGGAGCAGAUGGCUCCGAGGAAAAACAAGUUCACCGACUGGUCAGACGAGGACGACUCGGACUACGAGAUGGACGACCAAGACGUCAACAAGAUCCUCAUCGUCACGCAGACCCCUCCCUACAUGCGAAAGCAUCCCAGUGGUGACCGGACGGGAAACCACGAGUCCCGAGCCAAGAUCACCACGGACCUGGCCAAAGCCAUCAACGAUGGGCUGUACUACUACGAACAGGACCUGUGGAAGGGAGAGGAGCAGGUGGAGUGCAGCAAGCAGGAGGUGGAGAACUUCAAGAAGCUGAACGUCAUCAGUCAGGAUGAGUUUGACACUCUCACCCCUAAAGUGCCCGUUGACCCACACCAGGAAGUCCCGCCUCCUCCCAUGCCAGUGGACAGCGGCGCAGAAUUGGCCCGCUCUCUGCCUACGACGGUCCCAGAGUCGCCCAGCGCUCACCAACCCCGAACCCCCAAAACGCCUCGCACCCCCGGACGCCAGGACCCCAACAAGACGCCACGCUUCUACCCCGUCAUGAAGGAGAGCGGCACCAUCGACGGACAGACGCCGAGGAAGAAGAAAACCAGCCACAGUUCGAACCCUCCUCAGGAAGCGCACAUCGGCUGGGUGAUGGACUCCCGCGAACACCGGCCACGCUCUGCAUCGAUCAGCAGCUCUAAUGCGUCUCCAUCAGAAGGAGCCCCGCUGUCAGGAAGUUACGGCUGCACCCCUCAGUCUCUGCCCAAAUUCUGGCAUCCAUCCCACGAGCUGCUGAGGGACAACGGCUUCACUCAGCAGGGAUACCACAAGUACCGCCGACGGUGCCUUAACGAGAGGAAACGGUUGGGGAUCGGCCAGUCUCAGGAGAUGAACACUCUGUUCAGGUUCUGGUCCUUCUUCCUGAGGGACAACUUCAACAGGAAGAUGUACGAGGAGUUCAAACAGUGCGCGGUGGAAGACGCUAAAGAAAACAACAGGUAUGGACUGGAGUGUCUCUUCAGAUACUACAGCUACGGUUUGGAGAAGAGAUUCAGAUUAGAUCUGUUCAAGGACUUUCAAGAAGAGACCCUCAAGGACUUUGAGAAAGGUCAGCUGUACGGACUGGAGAAGUUCUGGGCCUUCCUGAAAUAUUCGAAGAUCAAGAACCAGCCCAUCGACCCAAAGCUGCAGGAACACCUCUCCCAGUUCAAGAACCUGGAGGACUUCAGGGUGGUGCCCCCGAUGGGAGAGGAGGGAGGCAGGAGGAGACGUCACUCAUCCUCGGCCGGGGAUGAAGGGAGGCGUCGGCGACAUCCUUCCAACUCUACCUCAAAGCCUUCACAGGCCUCCAAAUCCUCCAACGCCGCCGCCGCCGCCGCCACUGCUGCACAGAGCUCAGCCAAAGACAAAGCCCAGAAAACAACAACAGCCACCGCCGCCUCCACCACCAGCAGCCAGGGCAAGAAGACCGAGCCCGAAGCCCGGAAGAAGGAAAGCGCUGCGCCGAAUAAAUGAAGCCCCUGCUCCAGGUGCAGGGUUUGGAUAGAAGAGAUGUAGAGCGAGGCGACGGCAGCUCUGAGCUCGGCGUUCGCUCUCUUCAGCUGCAAACUGUUUGAGUAUGAAGAGCGACAGAGCGUGGUCGACUUAAUUAGAUCGUUUUUUUAUCUGUGCAUUUCAUUUUAAAGCAAGCAAAGCGUAGCAGCGAGCUUGAAUCUGUGCGCCUGACAGCUCCUAACGUUUACAAAACACACAAAAAACUACAAAAAAAUGCAUUCCUGCAUUUUGCCUUUUUAUUCUCUCAGAUGCCAAAAAAAGUCUUCAGCACGUUUGUUGUUGAUCUCCACGAUCUGUAACGAGCUCCGCUCUGUAACGAGCUCUCCGCCUGUUGAACUGUGAUUCUAGUUUGCCAAGAUAACAGAUACUGCAGAUAGUCUCGUGUGCCUUAAUCUGACUCAGCAGACGACCGGAGGCCCGAUCCCUGACGCAAUUAUCCAAAUUUUGUCUUCCCGGUUGAUUUGGGGGUUUGUUUAAACUGACACCACUUGCAGGUUUUCUUUACUUAAACAUCUUCCGUUAUUAUAUAUAUAUUUUUUAUCGUGACAAUCAAGUUUGACAGCUGCGGUCAUAGAUUUGUGAAGGACAGACUCCCCCCGCCCGAGGCUGCCACUCCGUAACAGAUGUGCCCUGAUGUUUUUAAAGUCUGACUUAACGGGCGCCACAGCUAAACCGGCGUGUCGGCGUUUUUAAUUAAAACCUGCAGAAAUAAUGACAAAUUGAUCUGGGAAGCUUUAAAGUCCCGUUUUACACCCAGAGGCAGUAUAAUUUAUUGUUUUAUUUUUGUUUUUAUUCUUCCAUGUACUUGAUUUGACGACAUAGUCUUAGGUAAUCAUUGCAGUUUUUAAAGGCUUUUGCUAUCAAAUAUGAUAAUAAAGGAAAAUGUUUCUGCUGGAUUCUGGGUGUGAGCUCGCGUCAUAAAAAAAAAAAAAAACUACAGUAUAUUUUAGCUUGAAGUUCAUAUUAUGUUUGAGGCUUGGUGCUUUAGAGCACUUAAUCCAUAACUUUCCUUUUUCUUUAUCAGUGGACGUAAAAAAAAAACUAAAAAAAAAAGGUUUUAGAGUUGAAUUAAAAAAAAUAAAAAUGUAAAUACUAUAAAAAUCAUUUGCUAUUCAAUUAUUCUUUUGAUUUUAAGAAGUGAUCUGUUUCAUGGUAGCGUGGUUUUGAGUGUGUUCUAGGAUAAAGCGAUGAUGCAUGUCAAUGCCUUGAGUCUUGAAUUGUAAAAUGCAAAAAAAUAUAAAAUAAUUGAUUGUA